CCUAAGGGUUGUAAGAACAGUUAUCAUAAUUAUUUUAGGCUCAAAAUGUUAAAGUAUCCAAAUAUAGCAGUUUUUGGCAAGUUUUUUCAAGUGCUUGCCGAGUGUUACCAAUUUGAACAUUAAACUGGUAUGCAUCCCAAGAUUAUUUGCACAUUUAAACAUAAAAAUUAAGGCCAGCAGGAUUUUGAUAAGCUAAAUGAAUGACAGUCGCUAGACAACUCUCAGCAGCAAUCGGCAGAUUUUUGACAAGUUUAGAGAUCUUCGCAGUAGCUACCCUCGUAGCAGUAGCUAACGCUGGUCUGUUCGACUUCGCCUCCCACAAUGCCCCAGUAUCUCAUGUAUCAUCUCAUUCGAGCCACGUAGCCCAUGCAGCUCCAGUACACCACGGUUACGCUGCCCCCAUCGCUCAUCAUGGAUACGCUGCUCCAGUGUCUCACCACAGCUAUGCCGCCCCAGCUGUCCACGCCUAUGCCGCUCCAGCUGUACACUCUUAUGCUGGCCCAGCUGUCCACUCUUAUGCCGCCCCAGCUGUCCACUCUUAUGCCGCCGCCCCAGUUGCCCACCAUGCGUACGCUGCUCCUGCCUUCAUCAAUUCUGCUCACCAUGCUGAAGACUUCAACGCUCACCCCAAAUACGAAUACAACUACGGAGUCGAAGAUGGCCACACUGGUGACCACAAAUCCCAACACGAAACCCGUGAUGGUGACGUAGUUAAGGGAUACUACACCGUUGGAGAACCCGAUGGUACCCUCAGAACCGUCCACUACACCGCUGAUGACCACAACGGUUUCAACGCAGUCGUAGAAAAAUCUGGACACCCCGUACACCCAGCUCCAGCCCCAGCUCAUCAUCAUGCCCCAUUAUACCAUCAUUAGGGUCUUUAUUGCCAUUGAAAAUGUUAUUUAUUUGUUGGAAAUGAAUUGUGUAUAG
Messenger RNA from Psylliodes chrysocephalus, 930 nucleotides. NCBI's taxonomy places the organism in Eukaryota, Metazoa, Arthropoda, Insecta, Coleoptera, Chrysomelidae. The record is from the annotation of a GenBank genome assembly.